Serinus canaria (Common canary) is the source of this 887-nucleotide messenger RNA. RefSeq names its product nucleoredoxin like 2 (gene NXNL2). Gene Ontology annotation, biological process: photoreceptor cell maintenance; sensory perception. The transcript has 2 exons. The coding region runs from base 49 to 519 and encodes 156 amino acids. The record is from RefSeq and is a predicted model, not a curated record. Lineage: Eukaryota; Metazoa; Chordata; Aves; Passeriformes; Fringillidae.
AGCGCUCGGGCCCGCGGCCGCUCCCGCGGCGGGUCCGGCGGUGCCAGCAUGGUGGAUGUGUUCAGCGGGCGGCUCCUGGUCAGCAAGGAUGGCCGCAGCGUGGACCCCGAAGAGGCCCUGCAGAACAAAGUCGUGGGCUUGUACUUCUCCGCCGGCUGGUGCUCGCCGUGCCGCGACUUCACCCCCGUCCUCUGUGACUUCUACACGGAGCUACUGGAGGAGACCGAGCCCCCCGCCCCCUUCGAGGUCGUCUUCAUCUCCUCCGACCACAGCGCCGAGGAGAUGGUGGGCUACAUGCGCGCCAUGCACGGAGACUGGCUGGCCCUGCCCUUCCACGACCCCUACAAGCAUGAUCUGAAGAAGAAAUACAACAUAACAGCAAUUCCCAAACUGGUGAUUGUGAAACAGACUGGAGAAGUCAUUACUGACAAGGGAAGAAAACAGAUCAGAGACAAAGGGCUAUCCUGUUUCCGGAACUGGCUUGAGGGUGCAGAUAUCUUUCAGAAUUUUUCUAGCUAAAAUGUUGACAGACAGAAGCAAGAAAAGACAUAGUGAAAAAGUUAGUAGAGCUCUGAAAAUACUCUUGCUUUGUUCAGAAUGAGAAGGGUAAGACUUAUUUAUUUACCUUUGCUUAUAAAAAAAUUUUGGGUUUGACUUGAAAACCAGUUAUUCUAGUGUCAUAAAAUGCAAUUAUUUUUGUAUUGUUCUAUCUAUGAUAUUUAAAUGAAGCACAGUGUUCCAAAUAAUACUAAAGAACUUCAGAAGAAUAGGCUAUUUAGACAGUAAUAAUAGAAACCUGUAAAAUCUAUGCAAACACUUACUUUGCGAAGUCAACACAGUAAAAAUAAAUGCAAAAAACUAUUUAUUGAUGACUUUUUUUCAGGUGA